AUGACUUCCAACACCAUCUCUCAACUCCCCACCGCAGAGCAACGUCAAGACAUCACCGCCCGCUUGGCAGACCUCAUCACAGCCAUUGAGUCUCAUUCUCAAUGGACUCCCCCCAAUGUUGAUCGUGGCCUCUUCCACGUCUGGGACUUUGUCAAGAGAUCUCACUAUAUCAUGACCGAGCUGGACAACAUCGCUGCUGGUCGAAAAGUUCAGCACCCAGAACAAAUUCCCAAGAACGAAGGUGUCGCUUCUGGCUCUGAAGCUGCCCUCGCUUCCUACACCGACGUUUGCACACGUUCCAUCACAAUCAACGAGAUGAUUCAAAAUCCUCGUAUGCUCGUCAUGCUCGGCCUCUCCAACGUCGACUUCGGCUCCGCUAUUCAAGAAAAAUCAGCAGCCGUCAAGGAGGCAAUCAAGAGCGCAAACUAG
Molecule: messenger RNA, 429 nt
Organism: Fusarium subglutinans
Lineage: Eukaryota; Fungi; Ascomycota; Sordariomycetes; Hypocreales; Nectriaceae
Exons: 2
Coding region: 1-429 (142 amino acids)
Source: RefSeq, a predicted model, not a curated record